Messenger RNA from Plasmodium vivax (malaria parasite P. vivax), 1068 nucleotides. Its product is annotated as variable surface protein Vir4, putative. The coding region runs from base 1 to 1068 and encodes 355 amino acids. The record is from RefSeq and is a predicted model, not a curated record. Lineage: Eukaryota; Apicomplexa; Aconoidasida; Haemosporida; Plasmodiidae. The transcript is spliced from 3 exons.
AUGGUUGAGCAAGAACUUUUUGGAAGUAUAAUCAGUUCUCUUGAAUCUGCUUCAAACGAAUUAUUUUCUGGAACAUUUUAUGCUAAUUUGAAUAAUUAUGAAAAAUUAAGACUAUACUAUCCAGAUUGUACUGCCUUAGAUGCUAAAUACAGUGGUAUUAAAUACCAAAAACUUAGAAUACUAUGUGCACAGCUUGUAAAAUAUUUAAAAACUACACAUACUACAUUCAAAAGAGAGGAAAAUAAAUAUGAUCCUUGUAUCCUUUUGAAUUAUUGGUUUUACAGUAAAUUAGUGAGUAUUCUUGAUACUGAAGAUAAAAAUGUUAUUGUCCCUGCUUUGGGUAUUCUCGAAGGAAUAUGGAAUGAUGCCGUUUAUAACAAAUCAGAUAAGUCACUCUAUAAUAAAUGUAUUCCUGAAGGUAGAAUUGCGGCUCAGAAUGACUGGAAAAAAAGAAAGGAAUUGUAUGAAUAUUGUGUGAAUUAUGAUACUAUUGAAAAAACUAUUCCAUUUUUUGUACAAACCUGCCCAAAAUAUUGGUCGUACGUUGAAUCUCACACUUCUCUAUUUGAAUAUUUUAAGACACUUUGUACUAAGCAAAAUGAUCAGUGUCCAAAUUUCUAUGAUCAAUGCCAGAAAUAUGAUCCUAAACAUGUUUUACCCACUUUUGUUUGUAAUGAACAGAUGAUGAAAAAGAAAGCUGAAAACACUGCUGCAAAUGCUAGAUCAACAUUACCAGCAGGUAUGCCUGCAGGUCAAGAAGCAAGUUCUGGAAUGUCUAACAGUUCAGAUAUUUCUUCAGGCGGUUUACAGAGUCCACAUAACGGUACUCACCCAGCUAAAAAAACUGGUGACAUACUUCUGGGAGUAGUUGCGACUUCUCUAGCUUCUGGAGCUUUAUAUAGGUUUACACCCUUAGGAAAUAUGUUACGCAAUGGAUUUGGAAGGAACAAUAAUAAUAUGAGAAAUAUGCAUGGAGGCGAAUAUGCAUUAUUUGAUUAUGCAUCAGAAUCCUUUAAUCCAUAUGCAGGGGGAGGUGAAGAACAUUAUAUUGGUUACCACCCUGCUUAA